Molecule: messenger RNA, 814 nt
Organism: Arabidopsis thaliana (thale cress)
Lineage: Eukaryota; Viridiplantae; Streptophyta; Magnoliopsida; Brassicales; Brassicaceae
Gene: BS1
Product: activation-tagged BRI1(brassinosteroid-insensitive 1)-suppressor 1
Exons: 2
Coding region: 154-435 (93 amino acids)
Biological process (GO): regulation of growth; regulation of DNA-templated transcription
Cellular component (GO): cytoplasm; nucleus
Molecular function (GO): protein dimerization activity
Source: RefSeq, marked reviewed
AUACUAUCAACUUUUCUCUAUCUAUCUCUCUCUCUUCUUUUUCCGGCAUAACUUCUGUGUUACCCUAAACUCCAUAACCUGUUUCACCGAUAAAGUGCCUUUGCUUCUAUCUCUGUCACUCUUACUACUUGUUGAACAAUAUUCUACAAAAAAAUGUCGGGAAGAAGAUCACGUUCGAGGCAAUCAUCAGGAACUUCAAGGAUCUCAGAAGAUCAAAUCAAUGAUCUGAUUAUCAAGUUGCAACAGCUUCUUCCUGAGCUCAGGGACAGUCGUCGUUCCGACAAGGUUUCAGCAGCGAGGGUGUUACAAGAUACGUGCAACUACAUACGGAAUCUGCAUAGAGAGGUUGAUGAUCUAAGUGAGAGGCUAUCUGAGUUACUAGCAAACUCAGACACUGCACAAGCUGCUUUAAUCAGAAGCUUACUUACCCAAUAAUUCCUAUCUAUCUUUUUCUUCUUCUUCUUUUUUUUGUUUACUAUAAUAAUAAUAAUAGUUUGCGGGUUUUUUUUUCUAUAGAUGUUGAUGACCUUAUAAACGUUUAAUGAUACGAGUUCGUCACUUCUGCUUGGGUCAUAAAUAUUCGCUUGUUUCCAAUAUAAAACCUUUGCCCAUUUUCGGUUAUCUUGUUUGUCUCUCCUUUUUUUCUUUCUAAUAUGCAUUUAAUUUGGUUAGGGUUUUGUUCACCAAAGACUUGGCUAUGUUCAUUUCUAAGCUUUUUAUUGGUUUCGUGUUUUUGAGUAAUAUAAAACAUGUCAUAACAAGAGCUUAUAUGAAGAACAACGAAUUUGUAAUUUAAAACAUGCCAUUCAAAAAU